Messenger RNA from Phyllotreta striolata, 1688 nucleotides. The record is from the annotation of a GenBank genome assembly. NCBI's taxonomy places the organism in Eukaryota, Metazoa, Arthropoda, Insecta, Coleoptera, Chrysomelidae.
UAGAAGGGACACCGUGUAGUAAAAAUUGGAUCCGGCAACGCGGCCAUUGAGAUUCAAUUGAAUCGUACAGCACAAUUCAAACGCAAACCGCACCACGACCAACGAUUUUACCUCACCUUUUCCCAUCGAAUUUGUUCGCCGUUCGCUGUUGGCUUCGCUUCGAGAGCUGGUGCUGGAUACCGCGGAUACCGCGCCGUGGACGAAACAGGUGGCCGAUAACGGGACGUACAGUGCUCCUUCGGGUUUUUCGGGAUAACAGGCGACACGCUAGGACGGCGGAACAGCCCCUCUGAUGAUGACUGAAACGGUGGUCAACGUGCAGGAAGCGCCGAACAACAAUGCUGCUAACAAGCCCCAGCAGCCCGGAGCAGCCGGGCAGCCGGAGUCGCCGCUCGCUUGGAUUAAGAUUAACUUGGAGUAUUUCAAGACGACGCCCGGAAUUUUGAAAUUAGUCGAAUUUGUUUUAGGAAUAUUUUGUAUGGCCCUGGCAUCGCCGGCUCAUUACGGAAGUGCGCAUUUCUUCCUAUUCGUAGCGACCACAAGUUUUAUAUUAACCAUUUUAUGGAUAUUCGUGUAUUUACUAGGAAUAAGGGAGGCGCUUAGGAUUCCUGUAAAUUGGAUUUUAUCUGAAUUACUCAACACCGGUCUUUGGGGUGCUUUGUAUAUCAUCGCCUUCAUCGUUCAGUUAAUAGCAGCUGCGGGUCUCCAUCCUGCGUACAGCUUCAGGGGGUCGAACAUCGCCGCUGGGGUGUUUGGUAUCUUCAAUGCGGGUGUGUACUGCUUCGCCGCGUAUCUCUUGUAUCUCGAAUGGAAGCGCACCACAACAACGAAUUAAUUAUGCAACAUCGUUCGAUCGAACGCCUAAAUUUUAAGGAUUACGUACUGUUUUAGUUUAAGAGACACAGAGUACCUUAGCAAUAAGUCAUGAGAGAAAAAAAUAUACCUACGUGUAAUUGUAUACACUGUCGAACAAGUUUUGUAUGUACUUUUUUUUGUUCCGAUUUGUUAUUAUUAUUUAUAAGAAUUGUGUGAGUUCGAAUACCGAAACGGCAACUAUUUAAAUAUUACCGCUGAUUUAUCUAAAUUUUGAUUUGCCUGUAUUUGCAUUUAUUAAACUACUUCGGGCGCGAUAUUUACAAUUAAAUCUAUUUUCACAGCUUACUCCAUUGUUUUUAUAUGCAUUCAUUUGAAAAUACUUGUGCAAUGCCUGUAAAGUAAUUCACUUUUUGUAAAAGCGGUAAAUUAGAUAGUACGUAGGUAAAAUAAUUGAGUAGGUAUUUAUUGCAUUUCGUUGUUUUGUAACAACAUUUCUCGAAUUUCAAAAAUACUGCUAAUUUUUGGUGCUAAUCAAAAGUGCGACUUAAUUGUAAUCAAUAAUCUUUAACGAAAAUGAAGAAAUUUAAUUUUUUUUGUAUAUAUUUAAUCUCUGCAUACAUUUCGUCUUGAGUUUUUUAUACAUAUCUACCGUUGGGAUUUUUUUUGUACGUUCGUUAUUUAUAAAGUAAGUUUAAAUUGCAUUUCAGAAUAUUUUCACGCGAAAUUCACGAUUUCUGGCAUUGUUGUUAAUUGUGUCUAUUAUUAUUUGAGUUUUCGCUGUUUAGCUUACGAUUCAAAAAUUAUUUAAUUCACUUCUUAAUAAUAAAAUAGGUAUAACGUUUAAGUUUUCAAAUUUUAUCACACAGUAACAU